CUUCGAGCAGGAGUAGAAAAGACAUUUCACGGUCACAGGAGAUAUUACCGGCACUUGGGCUAAACCGAGGCCGGGUCGAGCUGCACCGGCUCCCAAGUAACGCGGCCGGAGCAAAGUGGAGCUAUGGCGGUCGUAUGCAAAUUCGGACACGGACACGGACUCGGUGCAGCGCAGCUCAGUCGCACGAGAAAGGCGGAUCGACGGGAGUCAGGGAAUUUGGCCGCGUGAAGGAUUUCGCGCCACGACUGCAGAGCUCUCGUAGCGUCGACUCAUGGGAGGAUGGUGCAAAUUGCGAUCCUCCGUGCGGGGGAAUAGGUGAGAGAAGCUUUUAGAAUUAUUCGAGGCUCACGGGGAACCGAUACGUGCUCGCUGGCUCCAGUGAUGGCGCUCCAGCUGCACACCUGCGCAGAUUUGCGGCCGGACGCGUUGCAUACCUUCUGCAUAUACGUUCGGGAAAGGAGAACGAGAAAUUGCACGACACGACGGAGAGCGCUGGCAGACGAAGGCUCGUCGGCGAGCAGAGCAGCAACAGGAGCAGCAGGUGCGCAAAUCAGAGCUUCGCUGUCGCAGAGGGCCGGCGAUGGACCGCCGAGCUCAUCGGCGCGCCCGCAGCGGAGGAGCAGCAGCAGCAGCAGGCGACGCGGCGCGAAGCCGGACGCGGGGGACAGAAGUGCGCAGGUCGAGGAGUGGGUCAGCAGGAAGGUGAACGAUCCUCUCGUGGAAAUCGACCCCGUCACCGUGGACAAGAAGAUCCAGGCAGAGGAGCGUCUGGCGCGGGAGGCGCGGGCGGCGCAACGGGCCGCCGAACGGGCGCAAUCGGAAGCCGCGGAGUCCUCGUCGUUGGUGCCGCCGGAAGGAAUCACAGCGACCGUAGCUCCGUCCUCGUUCGAUCGACCGCCGCCGGGAUUUCCCGGAGGACUGAACGCCUCGCCCAGAGCCGUGGCCGCGGCAGCCUUGGCUCUUCUCGCAGCCGGUGCCGCGUACCUCCUCCUCCGGAGCAACGCCAAGGCGCCGGGAUCCCUGUCCCCGUCGCCGGUGCCGGCCCCCGUUCCAGGAAACCGGGACGUGGGCACUUCCAGAGUGAUCCAUCACAGCUCCGGCGCCGGCAAAGAGAGCUCCCCGCCGCAGGAGCUGCAUGAGCAAUUUCUACACGCCGGCAGCGACCAGGCCGUGAGCGUGCGCGCCUCCGUCGUCUUGACUUCCGUUCAGACGCAGACGAUCACGACGGUCACCCCCGCGCCGGUAUUUGUCGGCCACCAGGCGCAAUCGGCAAUUCCUUCGUCCUCCCCGGCCGUCGGGAUGUCUUUCGCCGUGUCGCCGCCGUCCGACCGCGAGGCCAGACCCUUCGAGGAGGCCGUUGGGCUCGAUGGCCCGUCGGGACAAGUGGCCGCGGACUUGGAAGUUGACGCCGUCGAGUUCCAGAAAGCUUUGGUUUUCGAUUCGCCUCCAGCCGGGAAGGAAUUGCUUCCCGAGUAUUUACGAGCGUCUUCGGGCGCUGAGCCUCUUCCUUCGCCUGCUGCUGCUCGUGUUGCGCCCGCUGGCUUCUCCUCCUCCGGCCCCGAGUUCGCGGACGACCUGGCGGAGAUUUCGGGCGUGCAAUUGCCAGGUGCGGAUUUCCGAAAUGCGAUGGUUUCGGACGCUUUUUCGAUGGAGAAGUGUCUCGUAGAUGAUGGCUUCGUGUUCGAAUCGUCAUCCCCCCAACUCGUCGAAGAUCCUGUACUCUUCAAUUUGGACAACGAUGCUCCUGCCCUCCCCGUUCCCGAAGAUGUCCACAUCGCAGGCGUCCAAAAUGGGGCAGCGUCUGCCGAAUCGGAAUUUCAACCGGAGGAGGACAGACGCAAAUCAUAUGCCGAGGCACUCCAGGCAGUCGUUCCAGCAAUCGCCGUCGGAGCUGGAGCUUUCAGCACAUUUAGCGGAUUGGAUAGCGGUCUUGAAAUGGUGGGACUCGUCGCCACGGCAAGCUUCGUAGCUCGAGAAAUCUUUCUGGCCAGCUCGAGACAACAGCUUUGUGGGGAUGUUCGCAAAGUGAAGGAUCACAAGUCAUUUUUGGAUUUCCUGAAAACUCGCGAAAUCAUCAGAGAUCUACCACAAGAAUAAAAAAGGACAAAAAUGUUGGGAACAGUCAAAGCGUCCGGGCCAGUUCGGGGGAUGGCUGAGGAAAAUCCUGGGCUGGAUCAGUUCCUGGAUCCGAUCAACGUAUCCAGCUGACAGAGUGUACCAUGCACCUCCCUUGUGAAUAUAUGUAUCGUGGCUUGUUAUCAUGUGAUUGUGAGAAAUCGUCAAUUUCCUUCGAGAUAGAACAUUCCAAUUUUCCGCUCCCGCGUCUCAUGUGAGUCAUAGAUCGACUUCGAGACACCACAUCCCGUUUCCUUUUUGCAUUUCAUUUAUUCAAGUCUCUGCAGAGCUUGAAAAGCUUUAGCAGAUGGACUAUAGUUGGGUAGAGUUCUAUACCUAGUAGAAAUUAGAGAAGGUGUCUGUUACAAGAGACAUCCUACGGUCCCUCUGUAUUGAUAAUUAAAUCAGACUCACUGUAAUGCAGAUAUCUAGUGGAUGAUCCUUCAGAGACCAUGAGCAAUCCUUUCGAAGAUCUUAACUGCUGAAUCGUGCUGCCCAUUUCCCGAGUUUUUCACGACUGCAUUGUCGUCGUUGUUCUUGCCACGUCCAACACCGACACCCACUGGAAGUGGCUCUGACAGUACGUGAACUCGUAUGUAUUUCGUUGUUACAUCAUUUUCUGUUACGGAGUGAUUAAAGUUUACAAAAGUUCUGAAUUUCCUC
Messenger RNA from Marchantia polymorpha subsp. ruderalis, 2778 nucleotides. The record is from the annotation of a GenBank genome assembly. NCBI's taxonomy places the organism in Eukaryota, Viridiplantae, Streptophyta, Marchantiopsida, Marchantiales, Marchantiaceae.